AACAGCCCCUAGUCCCUUUCCUGCCCCCUGAGCUGCCCUGUCCCCUGCCCUGGGGCCAGGUCGGAGCUGGCUGCUGGGGGGUGGAGCCAUCCCAGGAACCAGUGGCCCAGAGCUCUCGUGGCAGGUCCCUGGUAUGAUGGGUUUCCCCCUGGGCUGCCAGCUGGAACUGGGGUGCCACUGAGCCCCCGACCCACCAGCCUGGGCUCCCUCUCGCACUGUGCUGCUGUGACAAGCUGCAAAGCCCCCCAGUCUGCACCUUCACCAGCAUUUGCACAGGUUGGGACACACCCAGCUGCAGCCACAUGCAGGCUCUCUAACCAGCAGCCUCCCAGCCUAGGACCCCAGAGCAGUCCCAUCCUGCUCUGGUCAAAUCUUGCCAGUAUAUGGGUGUAACACCCAGUCCCCCUCACCCUCAAUGGGAUGAGGACCAUUCACACUUGUGGUAACCAUGCUGAGAUUUUUUCCCCACACACCCUAGUCAAACGCAUACUGGUUUGGAUUAAAACAUGACAUAAGUUUAUUAGCUACAAAAGGAUAGAUUUUAAGAUAUUAUAAGUGAGAGCGAACAGAACAAAGCAGGUCACCUAGCAAGUAAACAAAAACGCAAACAGUUUAAUGCACUAGACAGGUAGGAGAUGAAUUAGCAAAUUCUCACCCUGAGCAAUAAACAAGCUGGCAAAUUCUUAAGGCACAAGCUACCUUGUCUUUGCAGUUUGGGUGUCCCAGGUUUUCAUACACAGGCUAGAAAUCCCUUAGCCUGGGACCAUCCCUUCCCCCGUUCAGUCCUUGCCCCUCGGGUGUUUCCAGGUGUGGAGUUGCAGAGAGAGGGAGGGUGACACAUGAUGUCAUUUCCCCCUUUUUCUAUCUUCUCCCCACUUGCUGGAAAGCUCUUUUGCUGUGCCCUGGGUCAAACAGCUCCCAUUGUGCAGAGCUAUCUCUGAGAGGUUUCUAUUGCACACAGUCCCUGGGGUAAUCCUGGUGCUUUGGUGCAUUUCCUCAGAAAGCCAUUAACAGCGUUUGGCCUUUUUAGGUUGUUCCGGAAAGGCUACUUGUAGGUGUUUUCAACCUCACAACGUGUUUCAGUAACUCCCACAAAUAGCCAAACCUAUAACUUCCCACACGAAGACCAUGCAGACACGCCAACGAGAUACGACGGUCUCGCAGAUCAAGACUUUUAGAAUGACCCCUCACAAGGCUACGCCCGGAUCCUUCUCCUCUUCCUCGCCUUUUAUUUCAUGCCGAGCGACCCCGGCCCGGCUGCCGCCUCCUACCUGCUCAGCGGCCUGCUGGACGCGUUUGACGGCCACGCGGCCCGCGCCCUCAACCAAGGGACCCGGUUUGGCGCCAUGCUGGACAUGCUGACCGAUCGCUGCGCCACCAUGUGCCUGCUGGUGAACCUGGCGCUGCUGGACCCGCCCCGCGCCCUCCUCUACCAGCUCGGCAUGAGCCUGGACGUCGCCAGCCACUGGCUGCAUCUGCACAGCUCCGUGGUUCAGGGCAGUGACAGUCACAAGAGCAUCGACCUGACAGGGAACCCAGUGCUGCGGGUGUAUUACACCUCCCGGCCUGUCCUCUUCACCAUGUGUGCAGGGAACGAGCUCUUCUACUGCAUGCUGUACCUGCUGCACUUCACUGAGGGACCUGCAGUGCUCCCCGGACGCCUGGGUCUUUUCCGUCUCAUCCUCUGGGUCUCCACCCCCGUCGCCGCCCUCAAGUCCCUCAUCAGCCUGGUGCAGCUCGUCUCUGCCUCCUGCAAUAUGGCCGCCCUGGACGCGGCCGAGCGGGCCAAGAAGAAGUAGUGGGGGGGGGGGGAGGCCGGCAGAGACACCUUCCCUCCCAUGGGACCAGACCCCCCCCCCGGGUGAAGCUCCCCUCGAUUGGUUAGAAACGCACCAAUCAGUGCUGGGUGCUUGUGGCGCGGGCGUGACGUGUUUCCCACAAUGCUUUGCAGGGGGUGUGAAAGUCAUGCCAAGAGCGUAGCCUACGCCCCCCUCUCCCACGAUGCCUUGGGGCCUCCGGGGACCAAUUUUAUCCCACAGGCCCGUUUCCCACCAUGCUCUGCAGUGCGCCCCAGGCAUUGAUUGUGUGGGGGACGUCACUUCGGCCUCCCCGUUUCCCACAAUGCAUGGCGGCCUGUGGGCUGUGGUUUAUUCCAGCGCCCUUGGCUUCCCAUGAUGCUUUGUGCUUGUUUGGGCGGUGACUGUAUUUAUACCUGAGCCCCCCGCUUGCCCACAAUGCUGUGAGGGUGAGUGUUUGGGGUUAUUCACAAGGCUCCUGAUCCAUUGCCCAUCAUGCUUUGCACUCCUGCAGAAGCCAUAUUGGUUCCUCCUCCUGUUCCCAUGAUGCUUUGCCCUGGGGCAAUCACUCCAUGGGGGGAUAACUAUGGGGGAGGGGUCCCCUUUCCAGAUCCCCCAUGGCUCCUUUUCCUUCCCACAAGGCUUUGUGCCCCUCAGCUUGGCGUGAGGGUGGCCAUGUUUUUUUGCCCGUUCUGCUCUCCCCUGAGUGCGGAUGCCUCACUGCCCCCAGCGAGGGGGGGGUGUCAUUCCUCAUCUGCCCCCACCCAGGGGAGCCCAGGCCCAUGCCCCCUGCCCCCCAGCAGACGGCCGCUUCCCCUGCGUAAGCGUCUCCGUGUGUGUGUGUGUGGUGGAUGUUCGACUCCGCUGGGCCUCGACCCUGCCCCCCGGGGGUCAGGGGGUAACUGACCCUGCUGUGGGGAGGGGUCCCAGCUACAAUAAAGAGCAGGCCAUCAA
Caretta caretta (loggerhead turtle) is the source of this 2750-nucleotide messenger RNA. NCBI's taxonomy places the organism in Eukaryota, Metazoa, Chordata, Testudines, Cheloniidae. The record is from RefSeq and is a predicted model, not a curated record.